CGCUUUGGAAAUCCCUUUUCUUUUCACUGCCUCCAUUCAAGCUCCGGCGACAGUUGCCCCUUGAUACAUGAGACAUCUUUUUGGCAAAGAGCACAAGUCGCUUAAGCUUCAGAAAAGGCUUCAAAAGGAGGAAGAGAUUCUAUGGAAGCAAGAGCAGGCACUUCGAAAGGAACAAGAAGAUAGAGAUGCUGAAUUGGCCCGACAAUUGCAAGCAGAAUUGGACUCGGACGGUUCGACGCCGCAGUUGCCUUUGGCACCUACGCCCUUUGACCCGGUGCCACCGUCCUCUUCGCCUGUCAAUAACCCAGAGAGUCCUCCACCAUUGCCAGUAAAACCGGCUGCAUAUAAUUCAGUGCACGGCUCCACAAGUGCAUGGUCUUCACCAGUUGGCGCGAUAUCUCAUCAACAGUCUUCAUCGUCAUUACCGUCAUUUGCAAACUCUGGCACCAGUGAAAACAGCCAAGCGAAUUACAGGCCCUCGACGUUGAAUAGCGAUGUGCCUUCCUUACCGCCGCGUCCAUUGCCAUCGUAUUCUUCGACGAGCAAUCUAUCGAAUCAAUCGACUCACAAUUACAGUCAGCCAUCACCUUCUCUGCCACCCGUAAUGUCACCGUCGCCAAUAUAUGCGCACCAUUCACACCAUUCUUUGCCAAAGACUUCUUAUCCUAUGGCCUCGGCGCCUGUUACAUCGUCUUCCUCAGCAUCUUCGUUAUCAACAACACCACACCCUCAAGCACUACCGUCUCGUCCCAUGUCCCGAGACAAUUUUGUUCCUGUAAUACCGGUGGCACCUACUACUCCUGCGCCGUAUACUCAACCAUCGGUACCAUCCUAUUUUCCGAUGCCAGAACCCCAGAUCGUGCAUAAACGACACCAAUCCUCAUCUUCCGCAUUUAUACCCUCCGUAACGCAGCCACCCGUGGUGCCUAGUAGCAAAACUGCAAAUACCAUGCCACAUCGACACAAGUCCCAUCACUCUGUCCCUACAGCCGCCGCCAUCGCCGCCGAAUCUCCAGUUUUUACGGGUCCAAUGCAGAAACCCGACGAGGUUUUUCCCACUCCCUCCAAUCAUACCACCAUUUAUACCAAAUCUUUGACUGAUCUCGAUACGGAGGAGUCAAAAGAAAAUAGGUUUUGGGAAACAUCUCCUCAGGUGAUAACGCUAUCCAAGAGUCCAAAACUGAGCCUAUCGGAACAAUCACGAUUGUAUGAGCCUAUCACGGAAGAUGACAAUGGUGAUCCAUUCGCGGAUAGCUUUGAAAUCGAGGAAGAGAAGCAAGAUAAGACGGCAGUUGAAAUUCACAACCAUUCUGAUAUCAGUACAAGUUCCCAGGCAUCCUUGAAAGACAUGCAAGCCCGUCUACAAGCGCUACUAAAAAGUGAUAAUGCAAGUACGGACAAUGUUUCUACCAAUGACGAGAAGACUUUGGAAGAAGGAAGCGACCGACAGCAUCGUCCAAACGGCUUGAUUAUCGGCCAUCAGCGCUCACGUUCUGCGGUAUCUCUAUCGCAAACGCCUCAGCCCUCAUCGCAGUCGAUACCCCCAGCUUACGCAGCAUCCGAGUGCGAUUCUGUCGAUGCUAUACCGCAAGUAUUUCCAACAAAUAUACUUCGUGCGGGUGCACCUACACCGGUCGUCACCGAGGCAUCUACCACUGUUGAGCCGCAUGCGCCAGUGACUUUUUCAGAAGUGUCCUCCAAGGACUAUGGUUAUUACAAGAUUGCACCUAGCUCGACCAGCACCGUACCCGCCAAUCUCAACAAGUCGUUGCCGCAGGUUCCUACAACGGAUCCAAAUGAUCGCCAUAUCACUGUGCCUAGCAUUGAUCCUGAACAUCGUGUAUGGAUUCGAGUGCAUCCCACCGACACUGGAAAAUCGCUUGCUCAGCGUAUUCACAUUGUGGCGACUUUCAAGACCCGGAAAAUCACCAAGAUCAAAACAGCUACUGGUCGUGAAGUGCCUAUUAACGAUACACCGGUAUUUAGCGAUUGGAAUGAAAUUACGCAGUUGCAAGAUGGUGCACCAUGGCAGGUCGAAUGGGGCCCUAUUGAAAAUCAGCUGUUAGACGCAAUAGAAAACGGCAAAGAAAUGAUGCGAAACUUGAAAGCUAGUUUACGAUCACAGUAAUGCACCUACUGAUAUGUCUACAUGCAUCCAUAUAUAAUAUGUAUAAAUAUUU
Radiomyces spectabilis is the source of this 2180-nucleotide messenger RNA. RefSeq lists its product as uncharacterized. Bases 68 to 2128 code for a protein of 686 amino acids. The record is from RefSeq and is a predicted model, not a curated record. Lineage: Eukaryota; Fungi; Mucoromycota; Mucoromycetes; Mucorales; Radiomycetaceae. The transcript has 5 exons.